Molecule: messenger RNA, 3073 nt
Organism: Closterium sp. NIES-67
Lineage: Eukaryota; Viridiplantae; Streptophyta; Zygnematophyceae; Desmidiales; Closteriaceae
Source: the annotation of a GenBank genome assembly
UGGGGCCCUCACCUCACUAGCACACUGCUGAGCUCAGCACAGCUCGCAUGGAGGCCGCCAUGUCAGCCGCGAGCAUAGCGGCCGUUAUUCCGCCGCUUGACGGCGUGCCGAGGCUCUGUCGUCCCCCGUUACAGUCACACUCUGUAGCAGUCGGGUCAAGGUCCAGCUUGUUUCUUAGCGGAUCGCAGCUUCAGUCUCACCUUAUAUCGCAGCAUUCCAUUCCGCGUGCGCACUUACAGCCGACGCACUUAAAUCUGCCACCGCGAUUAGCGUUAAGUGCCAGGCGUUUCUUCCCCGCGCGUGCCGCAGCUGCACCUACCCCAGUCGUCGCCGCGGCUUCGGCGGCUCCACGGGGCGGCAGAGACGGCGAAUACGACAAUAGUGACGAGUGGGACGACUCGCGUGCGUCCACUCGCCGUCCUGCCGAUAACGGCGAUGACUAUAGCGAGGAUUUUUUCGGCGAUGCCGAUGUGGCUUUGCCACCUGGCGCUCGGUUCGGGCAGAGAGAUCAACCGGACGAGAGCUGGAUGACCGAUUCUGAUUGGUCGAGGGGAUCCGCGGGGCCGCGCAGAGGGGGGCAGGGGGCGGGGAGGGGGAGGAUGAGGGGAAGCGCAGGCGGGGGGGAUGGUUGGGGGGAGUUAGAGGAGGCGGAGGGAGCAGCGGAGAGGCGCAGGGUUUUAGAGGAGCAGGGGAUUGCACGGCAACGGCGGGGGUUAGGGUUUAAGGGAGGAAGGGGAGAAGACGGUGGUAGGAUGGGGCGGUCCCAAGGGGGAGAGGGAAGAGAAAUUCCUGGUUUAGGGAGGGAGGAGACUCGCCGCGUCGAGGGUUUGGGGUUUACGAGGGAGAGGGAGGGUAUAGCGGAGGGGAGAAGGGAGGGAAGGAGUUCGCUGGGAGUGCGACGGGACGCAAGAGAGGAGAGGUGGGCGGCGGGUGGGGAGAGGGGCUUCGAUAGGGAUGGAAGGGGUGUUGGUCGGACUGGGGAGUCGAGAGGUGCUGGACGGGGUGAAGAGGACGGGUGGGAGGGGAGUUCGAGGAGCAGAGGCGGCAGCAGUGGCGAGAGGAGUAUCAGCAGGCGGCAAUGGGAGGAGUAUGAGGAGGAGGGCAGGGACCAGCGACGGACAAGUGGGUCUGGGGCAGCAGCCGCCGCAGCAGCAACGGCAGCAGCAGCAACGGCAGCAGCAGGCGCUACUCUGCUUCCCCUAGCCUCAGCUGCCCCUUCUUCCCCUGCCAUACCUUCCGCCCCUUCGCCUCCCCCCUCCCCCUUUCCCUCCCCUUCCCCCACUUCCCCCGCCCCCUCCCCCUCCCCUGCGCGCGCCCCCAAGCUGAAGCUAUCACGGCCGCGGGGGGUGCCGUCACCGGGGAAGCCCGGGGAGGGCGUGAGGCCAGGCGUGCCGGUGUGCUAUGGGUGCGGGGCGGAGCUGCAGACCAGGGUGGAGGAUGCGCCGGGCUACAUCCCUCCUGAUAGAUACGAGAUGAAGCGCCGUCACAAGCAGCUGCGGUCGCUGGCAUGCACGCGCUGCCAGCAGCUGUCCCAUGGGCGCAUGGUGGCGGCAGUGACGGGGCACGGCGGUUACCGCGUUACCGGCCCGGCCGACAUGUUUGUGACAGCGGAGGCGCUGCGGCAGCAGCUGACGUACGUGCGCGGGGAGAAGGCGCUCGUGGUGAAGCUGGUUGACCUCGUUGACUUCAGCGGCAGCUUCCUGUCCCGCAUUCGGGAUAUUGUUGGGCCGAACCCAAUUGUCCUUGUCAUUACCAAGGUGGACCUGGUACCGGAGGGCACGCACAUGGAGCCGCUGGCGGACUGGGUGUUGUCGGCUGUGGCUAAGAAGAAGCUCAAUGUGCUGGCAGUGCACUUUGUGAGCUCCAAGGCGCGCACAGGGCUGUCAUCAGUGGCUGCCACCAUUCAGCGCGAACGCCAGGGCCGCGAUGUCUACGUGCUGGGGGCAGCCAACGUGGGCAAGUCUGCGUUCAUCUGCGCCUUGCUAGACGAGAUGGCCAGCCGAGACAUCAUGGCAGCUGCGGCACGGCGCCGUCGCCCCGUGGCGUCCGCCAUGCCAGGGACCACCCUGGGGCCCAUCUGCAUCAAGGCGUUCACUGGAGGCGGGGAUCUGUACGACACGCCCGGGGUGCAUCUGCACCAUCGCAUGGCGGCCAUGAUGCAUCCGUGGGAUCUGCAUCAUCUCGGCCCAAAGCGACGGCUGAGACCGUUCGUUGUCACAGGGCCUCUAGAAGCCGCUGGAAAGAGCCGCGAGGAAGGGGCGGAGAAAGAGGAGAAGGGGGAGCAGACAGAGGAGGGGGGAAUGGCAGGAGGGGAAGGUGGUGCAGAGAAGCGAGAUGGAGUGCAGGAGGGGCUUCAGGGGACCUCUCUCUUUUGGGGCGGCCUUGUUCGGAUCGAUGUGGUGAAGGCACCACCUGGCACAGCUCUCACCUUCUUUGGCCCCGUGGCCAUCAGAGUGUCCUCUGUGCCCACCACUCACGCUCACGCCUUCUACGAGGCUGAGGUUGGUCGGCUGCUCGUGCCGCCAUCCCAGCCCUUGGAGGAGCCUGCCUGGGAGGGCUUGCCAUCGCAGCGGUCCUUCUCCUUUCAACUGCCUGCCAAGCGCCUCAGCCCUGUAGCCGACAUCGCAAUCUCCGGCCUUGGGUGGGUCUCCUUGUCAGGCGUCAAGCCACGCCAGCGCACCAACCCCGAUGCUGACGUGUCAUCCAUUGACGCUACAAACAGUUCGCAUACUGGCACUAGGGAUGAUGCCUGCGCUGCUCUCACCGAUCAUGUCACUAGCUUCGAAGAUUCGAGCUCAGACACGGCUGGUUUUGCAAGAAGCGGUCCAUUUGAGAAGCAGGCGAACGAUGUGGAGUUGCUGGUGCAUGUGCCCAAGGGCAUUGAGGUGUUCGUGAGGGCUCCCAUGCCUGUUGGAUGGUUCGCCGACGACUGGUAUCAGUACGAGGAGCUGAGCGAAAAGGAGGAGAUGGCGAGGCCUCGCGUGUUUGUUGAUGAUUCUUAAGCUCUUUACGUAUUCCUUGAUUUUACAUGUAACCUUAAGGCUUUGUUAGUCAAUAAUCGCUUCUUGGGGGA